AUGGGAUGGAUGUCAUGGACGGCGUUCUACUGCGAAAUGGACUGUGUUAAACAUCCAAAAUCCUGCAUAAAUGAGAAUCUCUACAUGGAAAUGGCGAACGCCUUAGUAGUUGGUGGUUAUCGAGAUGCCGGCUACGUGAGCGUGCAUGUAGACGACUGUUGGAUGGGACGCCAACGGGAUCGGGCCACAGGGAAGCUCACUGCUGAUCCAAUCCGAUUUCCCAGCGGGAUGCACAACUUAGCCAGAUACGUCAGUAGAUUACAUAUUCAAAAAAGAAGCAGUGAACUUGUUACUGAAUGCCUUCUUCAGAUGCACGUCAGAGGGCUAAAAUUCGGUAUCUACGAGGACUUUGGUACGAAGACAUGCGCCGGGUUUCCUGGCAGCUUGGGUCAUUUGCAGCUUGAUGCCAACACAUUUGCUGAAUGGGAAGUAGACUAUUUGAAACUAGAUGGCUGCAAUGUGGAUACGGCACUGAUGCCUCAAGAACGUAGAGCUUCCUAA
Molecule: messenger RNA, 501 nt
Organism: Ostertagia ostertagi
Lineage: Eukaryota; Metazoa; Nematoda; Chromadorea; Rhabditida; Trichostrongylidae
Source: the annotation of a GenBank genome assembly